Scutellospora calospora is the source of this 1524-nucleotide messenger RNA. NCBI's taxonomy places the organism in Eukaryota, Fungi, Glomeromycota, Glomeromycetes, Diversisporales, Gigasporaceae. The record is from the annotation of a GenBank genome assembly.
AUGAGAUAUGAAAAAAAUAUAUUCCUCGCUGAAGUUUACUUAAGACUUGCCUUAACUAAUAUUAACAGCGAUUACAAUAAUAUUACAAGAUCUUUUAAAUUACUAAAGGAAAUAAAUCCUAAUUUAAAUAUAGAUGAUUAUAUUUUGGUCAAAUUUAAAAAUAAACUAUCAUCCGAUACUUGCAUGAUGCUAGACGAAAAAUUAAAAUUAUUUUCUAAUUCUUUCUUAGUUAUUACGAAAAUGUAUCUAUACUUUAAUAAUUUGAAUAAAACUGAAUGGUCUCGAGAUUUAUAUAAAGGAAAAUAUGAAAAAGAAUCUGAUAAUAUUAUGGAAAAGGCAUAUAAAAUGUUUAAAGAAAAUAAUGAUUUUUUAUGGUUAGGUGGUUUAAAUGGAGAUGGGUUCAUCAUCAUACCUAAUAAUAAACAAAUAGCACAAGGAUUUUUGACAUUAUCCACUUAUGUUCAAGAAGAUCCUUCAGGAAAGGUCAAAUAUGCUAGUGAAUUAUUAAAACAGAGAAUUGUAAAGGCUGCUUAUAAUUUAGGAAAAAUAUAUCUUAAUAGAUCAUAUAUUCAGGAUAAAGAUAUGGAUAAAGCUAUUAGUUAUUUAAAAUAUGCAGUAUAUAACAAAUAUAAAGAUGCUGAGUUACUGUUAAAUAAAGCUACCAAUAUUAAGAAAGCUUCUUUGGACUGUGCUAGUCAUAUCAUUAAAAAACUUCAAACCUCUGAUAAUAUAUCAGAUAGAGAUUCGUUAUGUAAAGAACUUGAGACUUUUCUUUUAUAUGCUUACAAUAAUGGAUCGUUAGAUGCAGCAUUUAAACUCGGAAAAAUAUUUUCAUCUAGUAUACUCGGUAAAAAAGAUGAGAUCACUAACGAUAAUUAUAUUAAAUGUAAUAAUAAAUGGAAGAAAUUUUUCAAAAAUUUUCCACUUAUUGCAAGUGAUCAUUCUCACGUAACCAAUGACAUAGAUAAUGUCAAAAUAAUUACCGCCUAUAAUGAUAUUUUACAUUGUGAAGCUAUUUAUUUUCAUAAUAAGACAACUAAACUUUAUUAUGAAUGUAAUAACAAUGAAGUACUCAAAGAAAUAAGUGUUUCUAUAAACAAAGAUGCAUCGUACAUCUUUUACAUGCUUUCUGCACAUAUUCAGAAUAAUAAAGAUAGUAUGUUUAAUUACGUAUUUGCUUUAUAUGAACAAAGUAAAAAAAGAGAAACAAACGAUCUAUUAGUGGAAAAAGAAAUUUUUGAAUUUAUUAAACAAGCUACUGAUUUGGAUAAUAGUCAAGCAGCUUAUAUAUUGGGGAGAAUCAUAUAUUCUGAAGAAUUGAAUCAAGUUAGAAAUCUCGAAGAUGUAAAAUUUUACUUGAAUAAAGCAAAAGAUAAUAACAUAAAGGAAGCAGAAAAAUUAUUAAAAAGGGUGGAACUAGAUAUUCAAAAUAAUUUAUUAUUAAAUACUACUUCUCGAUCAAAAUUAUUAAAAGAACUUAAUACAAAUAAUAUUGAAAUUAAAUUUGACAUAACUUCUGAAUAA